GUUCUAGCGUUUCAAUGCGAAUAAGAAACUCACAACUAAAUGAAUUUUUCGUAGUGUCCAAUCCAAGUGGUCCAAUCAUCAAAGAGGGGGGAAACAAGAACCAUCUUAUUUGAACCUUGCCUUUGAUGUAAGAAUAGAUAUUAUAUUUAAUAAGUAAUUUAAGUAUGAAGAUAUUUCGUACUUCGAUUUUCAUUUAACAUUAAUGUGUCCAUGUGUAACGUGGUAACUAUAAUAUAAAUCUGCUGGAAGGUGUUAGUUAUUUGUUAGAACUAUGUCUUCAUCAUUGUAUGGUGAUCUAAUGAGUGAGGGUAAAAAGCUUGCUGCAGAAGGUAAACUGUAUGAAUCCCUCAGCAAAUUUGAGCAUGCCAGAAAGAUUCAAGAGACACCAAAAGUCCUUCAGAGAAUCCAGCGUUUAAAGGAAUUUAUACAGCAACAUAAGAAUAAAAACGAAGAGUCCCGUGUGCAAAAGGGAGGAAAAACAAAGGAUUCCUUAGAGAAACAAAAAACUCCAUCUAAACAACUUAAAAAUCAUGAUGUGCUACACGAAACCCAAAAAGUAGAAAAAACAAAUGAUUCUCCAUUGCAGGCAAAAACUAUAUCAGAACAACAUAAAAACCAUGAUGUCCUACAAGAAAUUCAAAAUGUUACUGAGGUAAUUGAACUGCCUGAUAAUCCAAGUGAGUUAAGCCCAUCCAACUUGAAUGAGUUUAAUAAACUUAAGAAGACAGCCAUGAGCUUUUCAUAUGAAGGUCGCUUUCAGGAUGCUCUCAAUACCUUCCAGAAAUCAUUAAAAUUGUGCAAUUGCCCACUUGUGAAAAAAUAUAUAAAAGAUAUUAAGAUUAUGAUUGCUAAGCAUGACUCAGAGUUGCUAGAAUUUCGCCAACUUACAUAUUCCGGGAAGAAAUUAGCUCAGGAUGGAAAGCAGAAUCUGUCAAUUCAGAAAUUAAAAGAAGCCUAUGAAAUUUGCCCCUCUCCUAAAAUUUCAAAAAUCCUUAAAACUUUAGAUGAUCAAAACAAUUCUAGUGAAAGAUCUUCUAUUUCAAAGAAGUUGUUCAUUAAUAGUGAUUCUACCAAUGAAUUUGAUUCUGUUAGGGUGGAAAACUCCCCUGAUGAAAAACCAGCUUUCAAAUUAUCAGAAGAAAGUGACAGAACUAGUGAAAGCAGCGUGCAAAUAGCAUCAUCUGAAUCUGAUGUUUUGAGUCCUGUUGCAUUAUGCAGAUUCAAUGAUCUGAAUAAAAAAGCGAGAUCAGAUGCCAGUGAAGGAAGACUUCAAGAGGCUUUAAGUGCUCUAAAAGAAGCUUCAUCAAUUUGUAAAACUGACAAAAUUUUGAAGCGAAUUAAAGACAUUGAAAAUAUUUUAAAAGACUCAGCGGAUGAUGGUGAUGACCAAAUGGUUGCUGUUGCAGAUGGAUUUUAUAUUUUUCAUGGAAUUUAUGAGAAGUUAUAUCCUUACCAACGUCUUGGGGUGUCAUGGAUGUAUGACUUAUUUAAAAAAUGCAAAGGUGGUGUGUUAGGGGAUGAUAUGGGGUUGGGCAAAACAUUUCAAGUAAUUGCUUUUUUAUCUGGCCUCAUUGAUGCUGAUUUGGUGAGGCAUAUCCUUAUUAUUAUGCCUGUAUCUUUGUUAACAAACUGGGAAAGAGAAUUUGCUAAAUGGUGCCCUGGUAUAAAGGUUUAUUUAUUUCAUGGAAGUUCAAAGAAAGAGCGUGAAAGAAAUAUUCUUAAGGUGAAAAGGAAAGGUCAUGUUUUAUUAACUAGUUAUGGAAUGGUAGUCAGCAAUUUGGAUUCUUUGGCUCAUAUGGAAGGGGAGAGAUUUAUUUGGGAUUAUGUGAUACUGGAUGAAGGACAUAAAAUAAAAAAUCCAACUAAAACCACAAAGGCUGUUCAUGAAAUUCCUGCUAAAAAUAGACUUGUUCUUACUGGUACACCCAUACAAAACAAUUUGAGGGAGUUAUGGGCUCUGUAUGACUUUGUCCAUCAAGGUGCAUUAUUGGGUUCCAUGAAAACAUUCAAGAUGCAAUAUGAGAAUAUUAUUACUAGGUCUCGUGAGAAAGAUGCUACUGCAGGAGAAAAGCGCCUUGGAACAGAAAUGGCUGAGAACUUGAAGAAACUGAUUCAGCCUUAUUUUUUACGUCGAACAAAGGCAGAGAUUUGGGAUAAUGAAAAGGCAGACGUGAAUGAUAUAGAAUGUAAAAUGGCAGAUUUGAGAAUAUCUAAUAACAGCAAUAAGGUAACUACCCGAAAGAACGAUUUCAUUAUUUGGUUGCCAAUGUCUGAUCAACAGUGCGAAAUUUACAGAAAUUUCCUCCAUUCAGAAGUUGUUAAAAAUAUUUUAGUUUCUAAAAGAUCUCCAUUAGUGGAAUUAACAACAUUAAAAAAGAUUUGUGACCAUCCUCGCUUAUUAAGUCAAAGAGCUUGUCUGCAGUUAGGUCUAAAUGGAGAACUAGAUGAAGAAGAUUUAAUGAGAGAACUGGAUGAUGAAGCCACAAUUGCCUCAUCUAUUGAAAAUGUUGCAGAUGAAACACUCAUAAUAGAAUCUGGAAAAAUGAAGUUUUUAAUUAACCUACUGGAAAAUCUUAAAGAGAAUGGACACCGAACACUCGUCUUUUCACUCUCUCGUAAAAUAUUGGAUAUGAUUCACCGUAUUCUUUUAAACAGGCAAUGGAAAGUUGUUAGAAUCGAUGGCACAAUAUCAAAAACAGAAGAGCGUGAAAGACGCAUACAGUUGUUUCAGAAGAACUCGUCAUAUCCUGUUUUCUUGCUGACGACUCAGGUUGGUGGUGUUGGAAUAACAUUAACUGCAGCUGAUAGAGUUGUAAUCUAUGAUCCUAGCUGGAAUCCAGCUACAGAUGCACAAGCAGUGGAUAGAGCUUAUAGAAUAGGUCAAACGAAGAAUGUGGUCAUUUAUAGGCUUAUGACUUGUGGAACAGUUGAAGAGAAAAUUUACAGAAGACAGAUAUUUAAAGAUUCUAUCACAAGGCAAGCCACUGGCUCAUCUGAUCCAUAUAGGUAUUUUUCUAAACAGGAGCUUAGGGAACUGUUUGUACUUGACAAUCCAAAUUACUCUGCCACUCAAGUGCAGCUCUCCCAAAUGCAUUCUGGUGAGAGAAAGACAGACUGCUCUUUGGAUGAACACAUUGCGUUCCUGCACUCACUAGAUAUAUUUGGAAUCAGUGACCACGACCUCAUGUUCUCCAAAAAUAUCAAGGAUGACACUGAAGAUAAUGAUGAAUCUGCUGUUUCACAUGACUAUAUCAAGAAACAGGUUGCUGCUGCUCAAGAGCGUAUCCAGGCCGAGGCUGCUGUAGUGGAAGAUGGUUUGCGAUUGGCUGGCAGAUAUACUAGACCUUAUACUGAAAACAUUCCUUCAUUCAAAAAUAACACUGAGAGAGAUACGUAUAAGGCUCCAUCAUUUCCUGACAUUGUUGAUUUAACUCAAGAGUCUCCAGUCAAGUCGCAAUCAAUUUAUCGUUCUGAUGAUGAUGAAGAGAGUGACAACAUUUCUUCCUCUGUUACGCCUAAAGAAGGAAUAAAGUUCUGUCAGGUUCAGUCUUCUAAAAAGAAAGAUAAUCUGAAGUAUAAGCCAUUAAAUUUGGAAAAAAAUAAAAUUACGCAUUACUAUAGUCCUGCUAGCUUGCCUGAAACACCGAACACGAGCAGUCCCAAGGGAACUCCCACGAAAGAUUAUUCCGUAGAAAAUGUUGAAACUCCAUCGGAAUCGAUCAAAGAAUUAAUUGCGAAGGAGAAGAAGCAUUCUCAUUUUGAAAGAACCGAUUUUAAUUCCAGCAAUGUUUCAGAAGGUAGUGAUUCGAUAAUCUACGAAGGCACUCGGACUUUCUCUAAUUCACCCGGAAGCAUGCAGCAUUCUAUGAAGAGGAAUUCGUUGAAUGAUAAUCUUUUAAUUGACAUGGAUACAGUUGGAGAAGUUUCAAAUAAUGCCGGAGAAGUUAAUAUGUUUGACGGUAGUCCUGCCGACCAUUUGAAUGUUGUUAAAGAAAGUUUGAAUAAUACUGGUAAAUCCAAUAUGUUGUAUGAAAAUCUUUCAGAGGAAUUGGAGACAGUUGGAGAAAAUAAGAUUAGAAAAGAUGAUGCGUUGAAAGAUAGUCCUUCAGAUUGUUUGGAUGCAGUCGUGGAAAAUUGGAAUGAUUCUAAAAAAUCCAAUGUCUCGAAGGAUAAUCUUUCAUACGACUUGGAGGAGGAUACACUUAAAAAAAGUUUGAAUGAGACUGGAAAAGUUGAUAGGUUGAAAGAUAGUAUUUCAGAUGAUUUGGAUUCAGUUGAAGAAAAUUUGAAUCAUUCUGAAAAAUCCAAUGUUUAUCUUUCAGACAACUUGGAUACACUUGAAAAAAGUUUGAGUGUGACUAGAAAAGUCGAAGGGUCGAAAGACAGUCCUUCGGAUGAUUUGGAUACAGUUGAAGAAAAUUUGAAUCAUUCUGAAAAAUCUGAUGUUUCGAAUGAUAAUCUUUCAGACGACUUGGAUACCCUUGGCAAAAGUUUGCUCCACACUGAAAAAACUGAUACGACAAGGGACAGUCUUUCAGAUGACUUGGAUGUAACUGAAGAGUUGGAACAUAACUUUUCAAAUGAACUGAGCAUAACAAAAGAAAAUUUGAAUGAAUCUAGAACUUCUGAUUUAGAUGUUCAAUGUGGAUCAUAUGAAUCUAAAAAUGAUCAUUCUUUGUCAAAUAUUAUGAAUCACGAUGAAGAUUUAGAAACUUCAACAUCAAGUCUACCAACUAAAGAAAAUUCACCACAUACUGCUGAACGGGAUGUUUCAUACAAUGUAUUGUCUAACAGUCUUAAGAAGGAACAUUUUUCUUUAUCAGUUAAGGAGGAAAAAUUCUCACCCGAAACGAGUGAAGCUAUUAACGAGCAAUAUCAUCCACUGAAUGAAAAUAAUAGUCCAAAAUCAACUGAUCUUCGUAAGAUUUCACUGAAUUCAAACAACAGGGACUUACAGGGUGGUCGAUUUUCCUACUCAGGAUUGCCAUCAAGAGUGAAAAAUUUGGAAUCAACUACGAAACAAACAAUGUCCACAAGUUUGUUGCAUCAUCUCAGUAAAAACUCAUUGUCAUUCGUUGACAAUCAGGGUGAUCCAAACUUAAAUUCUGAAAGAAGGCACUCAGAAGGAGCUCAUGGUGACUCAUCAGAAAUUUCUGAUUCACCAACUGUAAACAAAUUUGAAUCAAGAAAGUUAGACUCUUCAAGGCACCACCCACAAGAUAUGUCUGCAAUUUACAGAACUAGUUCACCUGUAGGGAAAAAAAUUUCUCAAGAUUUGACAUUGUUUUUGAAUGAAAGCCUUAACGACCUUAGUUUCAUAAAAUCGAAUACAACAUUGAAGAAAAGAAAAUCUUGUGCAAGAAACAUGCAUCUGCCAUCAGAAAGUGAUUCCAGUCAACCAGGCAGCUCUUGUGCCACCCCCGAACGCAUUGUGUCCGAAAGCGAGGAAGAAGUUUCGGAUGAUCCCGAGAAUUCAGUGGCCUCCAUUCCCCUCUCAAUUCCUAGCACACCAGUGGCCAGCAACGGAGGUCGUUCUCCGAGGAUAACUCCUCUAAGAUUGUAUGGGAAUUAUAUCUCGCCCAAGAAUAGUCCAUUUGCAAAGGCACUGGCGACAUCACCUCUCAUUCAAGUGGAUGCGACUCCUGCAGAAUCGCUCCAUUACGAUGACAGUCCUGUACAAAGAAAAAAUGUCACCAAGAAAAAUAUGGUGUUAGAUUCAGAGGAUGAGGAAUCAUCGCCUGUUUUAUCAUUCAAUCGGAAUCAAUUAAAUGAUUCAUCCAGCAAUGAAAGCUCAGAAGAAUCUGAAUGUUUUGUGACUCCGAAAUCCAAGCCGAAUUCUAUUAUUUACUCGUCAAGGAAAAAGUUAUUUAAAACUUACUUCAACGACAGUUUUUCUGAUUAGUUAUUAUUUUAAGUUUUCUUUUUCUGCUUAGAAUUUCUGUGAAAUUUUUUAUAUCUGUAGUAAAUUAAGUGGGAAAAGAAUUUUAAUGUAAAAAAUUAGA
Parasteatoda tepidariorum (common house spider) is the source of this 6002-nucleotide messenger RNA. RefSeq lists its product as uncharacterized. The record is from RefSeq and is a predicted model, not a curated record. NCBI's taxonomy places the organism in Eukaryota, Metazoa, Arthropoda, Arachnida, Araneae, Theridiidae. Gene Ontology annotation, molecular function: DNA translocase activity; ATP binding.